AUGGCACUCAUUAAUGAAAGUCAACCUGAAGAAUUCAUUCUACUAGGCUUUAAUGAGCUACCUUGGCUAGAGCUUCCUCUAUUCAUUAUUCUUCUGAUAACAUACCCCAUGACCCUGAUGGGAAACAUUGCCAUCAUUCUGGUGUCCAAGUUAGAUCCCAGUCUCCACAGUCCCAUGUAUUUCUUCCUCACCAACCUCUCCUUUUUGGACAUAUGCUACACCACAAGCAUUGUGCCUCAGAUGCUCUUUAACCUGGGAAGCUCUAAGAAGACCAUCAGCUAUGUGGGGUGUGUAAUUCAGCUUUAUUUCUUCCACAUUAUGGGAGCUGCAGAAUGUCUUCUCUUGGCUCUCAUGUCUUUUGAUCGCUAUGUGGCCAUAUGCAGACCUCUGCACUACACCCUCAUAAUGAAUCAGCGCGUCUGUAUCCAGUUAAUCUCCAUUGUAUGGCUGAGCGGAAUUACUUAUGCUAUCUCAGAGGGCACUGUUACACUCCAAUUGCCACUGUGUGGCGUCAACAAACUGGAUCACUUAGUGUGUGAGAUUCCAGUUCUUAUAAAGACUGCCUGUGGUGAAAAGGAAGCUAAUGAGCUAGCACUCUCUGUGGCAUGCAUUUUUAUAGUAGCUGUUCCUCUAUGCCUAAUUCUUGCCUCCUAUGCUAGCAUUGGACAUGCUGUACUUAACAUUAAAUCUUCUGCAGGAAGGAAAAAGGCCUUUGGGACAUGUUCCUCUCAUCUCAUUGUGGUUUUAUUAUUUUAUGGCCCAGCUAUUAGUAUGUACCUUCAGCCCCCUUCUUCCAUUAAAAGGGACCAGCCCAAGUUCAUGGCCCUCUUCUAUGGAGUGGUGACUCCUACAGCCAACCCCUUCAUCUACACCCUGAGGAAUAAGGAUGUAAAGGGGGCAUUAGGCAAUCUGGUGAGGAGCAUUUUCAGUUCCAAACAAAAAAAUUGUAGGCAGAAAAUGUAA
This is a messenger RNA of Marmota flaviventris (yellow-bellied marmot), 963 nucleotides long. Lineage: Eukaryota; Metazoa; Chordata; Mammalia; Rodentia; Sciuridae. The record is from RefSeq and is a predicted model, not a curated record.